Messenger RNA from Rotaria socialis, 723 nucleotides. The record is from the annotation of a GenBank genome assembly. Lineage: Eukaryota; Metazoa; Rotifera; Eurotatoria; Philodinida; Philodinidae.
AUGCCAACAAUUUUCCAACAUUCAAUGCUUUUAGCUGUCUUAAUCUGGCAUUCAAUCGCUCUUCCGGUUGAUAUCGGAAGUAAAGCGUCAUUGAUGAAUCAACAGAGUGAGCGAUCAUUGAUAAAUCAUAAAAUUUCCGAUAUCUACAAUACAGGCAUUCAUUUUCUACAAAAUAAAACAAAAAAUGAAAAUAAAUUACGCCAAAAACGAGAUGGUACUGCCAGUGUGGAUAUUGCAGCUGUGCAAGCAACAGUCAAUGAUCAGCGAAUAAUGAUUGAUGAUCAUAGAACAAUGAUUGACGACCAUCGAACAUUAAUAAACAAUUUUUUAAACACUACGAGCAAUGAAAACAAUAUAAAACAAGCUGUUGCAGAACAUCACUCAAGCUCACCUCCCAUAUGGAAUAGCUGGCGGGAUAUCGGCCUAGUUCUCUUACUUUUUCUCUUAUUUGUUUUAAUAUUUUAUUUUUGCAUAUGCCACGUUAAAUUGAAACCGUGCGAUUAUUUGAUUUCAUGCAUUUUUAACCGUUAUGCAAAACAUCAAAACAAAAAUCAACAAAAAGAACACAAUCACCAAGAGUCUCACCUUGCAAUUGUACCAAACAAAGAAAAUAUGCAUCAUACCUUGAAACCAAUGAAUCCACCUACAUAUCCCAAUUUACAUCUUACAACAAUUGAAGACAUUUAUGCAGCGUGUCGUCCUAAUGGUCACCCAGCUACUUGA